This is a messenger RNA of Diospyros lotus (date-plum), 1412 nucleotides long. Its product is annotated as photosynthetic NDH subunit of subcomplex B 2, chloroplastic. NCBI's taxonomy places the organism in Eukaryota, Viridiplantae, Streptophyta, Magnoliopsida, Ericales, Ebenaceae. Gene Ontology annotation, molecular function: carbohydrate binding; catalytic activity. The record is from RefSeq and is a predicted model, not a curated record. The transcript has 3 exons. Bases 310 to 1368 code for a protein of 352 amino acids. Gene Ontology annotation, biological process: carbohydrate metabolic process.
GUUCACGGACACGGAGUGAGGAAGAUGGGUGAUUAAAUUAAAUCAUAAAAUCUACGCUAACCAACCAUCCUCCCUCUUACUUCGUCGUGUCGUAUCGUAUCGUAGUAGUACGUCGAAUUUACACUGCGAGGGUUAAAACUCGAAUAGCGCCAAGGUGGUAAAAAAAGCAAGAAGCUGUUGGGUGGACGUGGAAGUGGAAGGAUGAGAGGCCAGAACACCAGUCAUCAGUGCAGUGGACUGGUGCGUUAAGGUGCCUUCAUCGUCAUCAUCUUCUUCUACUUCUUGUUCUUGCUCUUCUUUCUUCUCGUGAUGAUGGCUUCUCUUCUGUCUUUGUCCCUUCCAAGGCCAAUCAUUACCAAGGCAUCUACUGCGCCUGCGCCCACCAUUUCCCCUCCAGAGCCUCUCGACCAGAAGUUCGGCCGCAAAGGCAUCAAAUUCUCCGAUUCCGGCGAUGUGGAGCUCACCGUCAGAAACGGCAGCUCUCUGAAGCUCCGGAUACCCGACGCCCAUGUUACUUCCUACAAGCCCAAAGUCUACUGGAAGGACGAUGGUUUUGAGGAGGUUCUUUACACCCUUCCUCCUCCUCCUCUUGGCUCCGCCUCCAAUCCCAAAGCCCGAGGUGGGAUUGGUUUGGUCAUCAACAAUGUGUCGUCAUCGUCUCAACCCUCUCCUGUCCUCACUUGUGAGUGGACAGUAAAGGAUGUCGAUUCUGAUUCCAUUGAUGCUCUCCAGGUUGAAUUGGGCUGCAGCUGUGGAAGUCUGGAUGUAACCUACGUUGUCUCACUCUAUCCACUAAGCAUGGCAACAGCAGUGAUAGUGAAAAACAAUGGCCGCAAGGCUGUGAGUCUGACCAGUGCCAUACUGAGCCAUUUCAAGUUCAAGAAGAGAGGUGGGACAGCAAUCCAAGGGCUUAGAAACUGUUCCUACUGUACCCACCCUCCUUUGUCUUCCCCAUUUGAGCUUCUAUCUCCAGCUGAAGCCUUGAAAUCUGAGGACCCUUCUUUCUUCUCUCUUGGUUGGGAGCCUGAGAAGAAACCAGGAGUUUGGACUCUGCAGGAUGUGCCCAUCACCAUUUUGAAGAACAAGCUCAGUAGAGUUUAUGCUGCUCCGCCAACGGAGAGAUCAAAACAAUUCUAUGACACUGCACCUUCCAAAUACGAAACCCUUGAUCAGGGGCGGGAGCUCUUCUUCAGGAUAAUCCGGAUUGGUUUCGAGGACAUUUAUGUUGGCAGCCCUGGUUCUUACUCAGAGAAGUACGGAACAGACUACUUCAUCUGCACUGGUCCUGCUUCAAUGCUAGUUCCAAUGGUUGUGAAUCCCGGUGAAGAAUGGAGAGGGGCACAGGUCAUUGAACAUGAUAACUUGUAAUCAAACACCUCCAAUUCGAAUGAAAUAUAUUGGUUUUCUUUCCA